Messenger RNA from Pediculus humanus corporis (human body louse), 1434 nucleotides. RefSeq names its product Peroxisomal N1-acetyl-spermine/spermidine oxidase precursor, putative. Gene Ontology annotation, molecular function: polyamine oxidase activity. The transcript is spliced from 6 exons. NCBI's taxonomy places the organism in Eukaryota, Metazoa, Arthropoda, Insecta, Psocodea, Pediculidae. The coding region runs from base 1 to 1434 and encodes 477 amino acids. The record is from RefSeq and is a predicted model, not a curated record.
AUGGAAAAUUUUAAACUAUUAAUAGUUGGUGCAGGUGCAUCAGGUAUAGCUGCUGCGGUAAGAUUACUCGAAAAUGGAUUUAGUAAUUUUCGAAUAUUAGAAGCUGGUUGUAGAAUUGGAGGCAGAGUGCACACAUCAUUUUUAGGAAAAGAAACAAUUGAAAUAGGAGCAGAAUGGAUUCAUGGCGAACAUAAUAAUUCUGUUUUCGAAUUGGCUGAUAAGUAUGAUCUCACAGACAAAAAUAAUACCCUAAAAUUAGAUAUGACAACUUUUUAUGAUCAUUCGGGUCAUAAAAUAAAUAAGGAGAUUAGCACAGCAUUAGUUUCAGCUUUUCAUAAAAUUAUUCACAUCAGUGAUAAAAAUUUAGACGAAACAGUUCUUAACGAAUCAGUCGGAGAUUAUUUUAAUACAGAAUUCAAUAAAAUUAUUGAAGAUUUGAAAAAAAAAUAUAAUAUUAACGAUAGCUUGUGUCAAAAAUUUGUUAAUUAUUUUGAAAAAUGGCAAAAUGGUUUAGAUGGUUCGCAUUCAUGGCAUGAAACUUCAUUGAGAGGACAAUUAGAAUAUUGGGAUUGUCCUGGUAAUCAAGGAAUUACAUGGAAAAAUAAUCGCUUUAGCGCCUUGUUUAAUAUUCUAUCGGGAAACAUUCCUGGUGUUUCAAAACAGUAUCCUGUCGAAGAAAAAGUUUUAUUUAAUAAAGAAGUUAAAUUUAUCAAAUGGAACAAAGAAUGCGAUAAAAAUGUUCCAAAUGUUUUAGUUACUUGUACAGAUGGAUCAAUGUACUCUACAGAUCACAUUUUGCUAACUUGUUCUUUAGGUGUUUUAAAAGAAAAGAGUACUAAAUUAUUUUCACCAGCAUUACCAUUAAAAAAACAACUUUGCAUUGAGAAUUUGGGAUUCGGAACUGUGGAUAAAAUAUUUUUAAAAUUUUCACAUCCUUGGUGGGCAGAAGACGUGACCGGUUUUGGAUUCUUAUGGUCAGAAGAAGAAAGAAAAAAUGACAACACUGGAUGGUUAUCUGGUGUAAUAUGUUUUCAUCCGAUAAAUAAAAAAAGUUCCAUAUUGAGAGGUUUUAUACUCGGUGAAGCUGCUCGACAUAUGGAAACUUUACCCACGAAAGAACUCAUUGAAGGAUUUAACUACCUGUUUGAAAAAUUUUUGGGUUCGACAUUUACCAUAUCAUCCAUUCAAGUUUGUUUGACAUCGAAAUGGUAUCAGGAUUCUCAUUUUAGAGGAUCAUACAGUUGUAGAUUAAUGAAAACGGAGGAAGCGGAUGUAAAAGCACGUGAUUUAGCAGAACCAGUGUGCAACGUUGAAGGAUUACCCAUUCUUUUAUUCGGAGGUGAAGCUUCUCACGAUAAUUAUUUUUCAACAGUUCAUGGAGCAGUAGAUGCUGGACGAAGGGAAGCUAACAGGAUACUUCCAGUGAUAAUGUAA